AUGUUUCACAGCUCCGUAAUGAAUGACCAGCUGAUCAGACAGGUAAGGGAGAAAAUAUAUAUAUAUAUAUACACUUCUCUCAUCUCAUCCCGUUUUUUUUGCAUUGAUGGGAGGGAAACUAAACUCAAGGAUAUACAGAUCUCUUUUUUGUAACCCGCCUAGACUUUCUGUGGCUGUCGAAUCCUAGUCUUCCCAAUGCAUUUCAAAUCCUUGCAAGGCAGGUGUCUGGGCAAUUGAUGCCUCUUGAGUUUAGCUCCACUGAGCUAAACAAACCAGGAAGUAUAAGGACAGAUUAUCUGAUUGACAGCCAGUGUGGUGUAGCAAGGCUAAUUUAUAAAACUAUGAAUUUCCAUUGAAAUCUACACUCUUUUUAUACAAUGGGGGGAAAAUAAGACAUACUAUUCAUAUACAAAGCAUUUCAGCAUGCUACGGGGAUCUAGGAGUCUGCAGUAUAAGAACAUUUUAUUAGAUUUACUAUUCUAAUAGUUAUUUUGUUUGUUCAUGGCAGCUGAAACUGAUUUGUGCACAAAUCUAUCAGAGACUGUUUUGAGACUGAUUAUUUUUAACAAUGAAAAUAUUUUUUUAUUUAGGAUCAGUGUGAGUUUGAGGAGGUGGCCGUUUACUUCUCCGAGGAGGAGUGGGACUAUUUAAAUUAUGAAGAGAAGGAGCUUUACCGGGAUGUGAUGAUGGAGAAUUUCCAGACCCUCAGCUCUCUGGGUAAGAAAAUCCAAUCCUUCUUAAUGAUCUUAAUCUUUUACACCUGAAAACAAAACAUGUUUUCAGACACAGGGCUGGAUUAAGAGCCUAUUGGAUCUGGUUCUGCUGAUUAUGAUGAGAAUUAUUGAAGAAUCAUUGUGAUAGGAAGCACUAAAACAGCCAUUCCUCCUCCGUAUCUUGCAUCUGGUGAAGGUGGUGUUUAGCAAUACUCUUACCCUAUAUAUAACUUUCUUACAUCUGAGCCUGGUUUUCCUGUCCAUCUAACAAGCCUCACGGCUCUCAUAUCCUCUCUCCAACUAAUCUCAAACUCUGAAUCCUGUCUGUUCAGGAUGUAUUUGUCCACUCUUCAUUUCCUUCAUACUUGCAUGCAGGAGCUCCUGGUAUGCAGUCUGGGACAUAGAACUAAAGGGAUGUAGUGAGUGUACCAGAAAGGGCCAUAACUAGGACCCAGUGCUGGAAUAAAAAAAUGCCCACCUUUAAUGCUCAAGUAAUACAUCUAGGUGGGAUGUAUGUGUUGGCUGAGUGUGAGGCCACGUAAAUACUUUUCUGCUUCACUACAUUGAGCGCAAGAGAGAGCUUAAAGUGCUCCCUGAUCUCUGCCUCCUUUUGACAGGUGGAACUCCAAGACACGAUCAUAAUGGCAACUGUUGUGACCCUGGUAUUUCUACCACUGAAGGAAACUUGGCACACUUUUCAGAGAUAACAAGAGCAUGUUGGACUGUUAGAGAAAUAGAAGCUGCAGGAGUAUUUGCACAGUGCAUUACUUGUUUUCCAUUGCUCAAUAUAAUAGAUUAAGAACAUGUGAGGAGGAGUGAAGUAAAUCAAAUAAUUUCGUAUUUUCCACCAAUAAUGGGUCUAUUUCAUGGACAUGGUCCAUUAGCCCUGUAUUAAUCCAGCCCUGUUUACACACAUUCUACUAAAUCACGGAUAAGAUUUUAUUGGCCUACAAUGCACGGAAUUCUUUGCAAUACAUGGCCAAAGAAUCAUGGGCGUUGUUUUUCAAAAACAUCUAAGAGGCCUAGCGUUUGACAUACCUGUUGUAAAUCACUCAAUAUAUAUAUGAAAUAUAUAAAUCAGAAUAACAUCUUAUUAAAUACAAACAGGAUGGAUCAAUACAGUGCCUCAAAUUAUAUCUGUGAUAGAGCGAGGAGAAGAUCCCUCUGUAAAGGGUCACCGAUGGAUUAAGGCGACACAGAGUCCUACAAACAGUGACACGGGUUAGUAAUGAAUAAUAAACAUGCAUGCACGGCACUCUGACGGGGGCGGCAUUUGUCAUCAGUGGCGGCUCUCUAAUUAGGUGAGUUUGGCGGCCACCUAAGGCCUUGCACCAGCCUAACUCGCCAUGACUUUGUCAGGUCCUCCUUCCCUCACCGGGGACCCGACACCAAGAGGGGGCCCGGUGGCUUGCUUGGUAUGCCGCCGGAUGCGAGACCCCUACAGUCUGCCCUGAGAGGCAGAGAGCCAGCACAGUCUGGAGCUCCGCCGGGUGUGAGCGGCAGACUGUGCAGUGUCUCGCGAUUUCUGGCCAAUCAGAGCGUUGCCGCAGGUUACCACAGCAACGCUCUGACUUCUGGAGAUCGGGAGACACUGCACAGUCUGCCGCUCACAACCGGCGGAGCUGCGGACUGUGCUGGCUUUCUGCCUCUCAGGGCAGAAUAGAGAAACAGCCCACCUGACCACGAGGGAUCAAAGACACUGGACCACCAAGGGAAAACAAUGAAAGUUUUUUUUUUUUUUAUUAUUUUUUUUUUUUUUUAUUACAAUCCCCUCACUGUCACCCCACCCCACUGUGUCACUCCCUCUCUCACUCUGUCACUCUGCCACCUGUCACCCCCUUCCUUAGUGUCCCUCCCUCAGUCACUCUGCCACCUUUCCCUCACUGUCUCACCCCUUCCCUCAGUCACUCUGUCACCCUCUCCCUCAAUCAUUCUGCCACCCCCUCACUGUACCUUUAAGAAAUGUGUAGUGCAGGGCUUGGGACGAUUUAGAUAGAUAGAUAUAUAUAAAUAUACAGUUCUGAAGAGUCGUACACCUCCAGCAGCAGCAGCCAGUACUCUUCUCUUGCGAGCACGGCAACAAUCUCGGAGCUUGCGAGAGAAGAGUACUGGCUGUUGUUGGAGGUGUAAGAUUACACUCAGGGCCCCCUCUUCACUGUCCUCUAGCUCUACUGGACCACCAGGGAAUCAUGUAUCCCACCUCCAUGCCCACAGGUAAGAGGCAGGGAGGGGGCAGGGGGGAUAAGUUAAACAUAAAAAUUUUUAAAAAAAAUAAACUGCUCACCCCCACAUUUAAUUUAUCACCAUAAACACACUACAACACAACAAACACACACUCCAUGCACUACCCACACUGCGUCCACUAUACACACUGUGUCUAAUAUGAGAGAUAUAUAGAUAUAUAUCUCCACUAUACAUACACACACACUGCAUCCACUAUGCACAUACACACACUCUGCAUCCACUAUGCACAUACACACACACACUCUGCAUCCACUAUGCACAUACACACACACACUCUGCAUCCACUAUGCACAUACACACACACACACACACACACUCUGCAUCCACUAUGCACACACACACACACACACACUCUGCAUCCACUAUGCACAUAUACUCACACUGCAUCCACUAUGCACAUACAUGCACAUACACACACACACACACACUGCAUCCACUAUGCACAUACACACACACACACACACACACUGCAUCCACUAUACAGACACACGCUGCAUGCAAUCCACAGCCACUGCACACACUGCGGCCACUAUAUAAAUACACACUCUGCAUGCAUCCAGACUGUUAUCCUUUGAUCCAGGCAGCAAAAUGCCUUGGGCCAGCCCUGACUACAUGUAUGUAAAUAUGUGUUGUUAUACAUCACGUUAAAGCAGGAAUAGUUUUUAUACAGACUUGAUGAAUAAUGUGAGAGUCCUAUGAACUCUGGCAAUAUUGGUAAUAAAUAAAUUUGGCGAAUGCUAGCCCAGUUCAGUAAUAAAUACUAAACAAGCAGGUGUUUAAAUCAGUGUCACUAUACACCAUAAUAAAAAGAGAACAAAAACACAUGGUCAUUAUACCUACUACAGUAAUCCAAAGUAUAUUUAGUAACAACUAGAUCGAAUCAAUGUGCCAAGGCUAAAAACAAAGACUUGCACUGCAACCCCUUUUAUAUUACAUCCCAUUAUAAAGGGAAUUAGGGACGUGUAAACUAAAAGAUACAUUUUAAUUUAGUGAAAUUAGACUAGUUACUAAUGGUCAGUCAUUGUUUGUAAUGUAAUUUGUCCACAUGAUUUGUGUGUUUUUUAGUUUCUUUCUGUGUGUAGGUAAUCUAAUAGUGAGAAAUGCCACAGUUUUGCAAGGAGGGCGAUUAUUUUUUCUUUUGGAAUGUGAUCCUUUGUUAAGAAAUUAAUUUAUAAUUGUUUCUUUUUACACGCUAUACAUUUCUUUUAGAUGACAUGGUGUACAAACUUUGUUCUAAGAAUCUUUGCCCAAAGGGAAAUCCAUUGAUCACGAGUGCGAGGAAAUCCCUUAUAAUAAAGACUGUUGACUCAACCUCCCAGGAACAUGGAACUCCUUCUGAAUCUUGUGGGACUACACCUCCGAUACUAAGCAAAGGCAACAGAGAUUUUUCAUGCUGUGAAUGUGGGAAAACCUUUUCCUUUCAAUCCUCUUUUGUUAAACAUCAGAAAAUUCACACAAGACAGAAAUUGUUCUCGUGUUCUGAGUGUGAGAAAUGUUUUAGCUGGCAUGCACAUCUUGUUAGACAUCAGAGAACCCACACAGGAGAGAAACCAUUCUCAUGUUCUGAAUGUGGGAAAUGUUUUAGCCGGGAAACCCAUCUUGUCAGACAUCAGAGAACUCACACAGGACUGAAACCUUUCUUAUGUUCAGAAUGUGGGAAAUGUUUCAGACAGCAUUCAAAUCUUGUAACACAUCAGAGAACUCAUACAGGACAGAAACCAUUCUCAUGUUCGCAGUGUGGCAAAUGUUUUAGCCAGCACUCUCAUCUUGUUAGACAUGAGAAAACUCACACAGGAGAGAAACCGUUCUUUUGUCCUGAAUGUGGAAAAUGUUUUGUCAGUAAAUCAUAUCUUGAUAUACAUCAAAAAACUCAUACAGGACAGAAACCGUUCUUUUGUUCUGAGUGUGGGAAAUGUUUUGGUCGGCUCUCAAAUCUUGCCAUACAUCAGAGAAGUCACACAGGAGAGAAGCCUUUCUCCUGUUCUGAAUGUGGGAAAUGUUUUACCCGGCGCUCACAUCUUGUUAAACAUCAAAGAACUCACACAGGACAGAAACAUUGGUAA
Pelobates cultripes (western spadefoot toad) is the source of this 5020-nucleotide messenger RNA. The record is from the annotation of a GenBank genome assembly. Lineage: Eukaryota; Metazoa; Chordata; Amphibia; Anura; Pelobatidae.